GGUACUGUGAUUGCUCACACCUGUUAAAUGGGUAAGCAACCCGCAAAACACACAGUUUGACAGAUUGUGAUAGAGACAACAGACCUCUUUUCUCUGUUGCAGAUGCCCUCGCGUGAUGCAACUAUCAAUACCACUUUAACCAAGUUUCCACCCCACAGCAGCUAAUUACGUUCAUUAAAAACUCUCGUUUUUGCAUUAUUGGAAUGGCAUCGGAAGGUGCCGUCAACACCGCAAAGGAAUUUUGCAGGAACGAAGUUUACGAAGCGGACGUGGCAUUCACGCGCGCCAGUCUCGCCGAUGUUCCCGCAAACGAUGAAGGCUUGAGGUUGCUUGCGGCAAACGGGAACUGGUCGGAGGUGCUGGCACUCGCGGAGAAGUUAGACGCACACGUUGCGGCGAAGGCGCGCCGGCAUCCAACGAGGUACGCGACGGUUUCACUCACCACCCCUGCGUGUGCGACAAGGCCUGCUCACACUGUUCCAGAGAAAGGGACGGAGGCAGGACACGCAGCUUCUCCUCCGUCGAUAGGGGUGUCGCCGUCUUUCUCCCCUGCUCUGGAAGACUGUUCUGCAGGGGUGGUGGCGCCAUCGCCGCUGUCCACAGAUGCAGCGGUGCGGAAUGCGCGACUUCCGUACGUGUUGGUGCAGGUCACGGCAAAUCUCAAAAUGCGUCGCAUCGUGGCGGCGAAAAAAGUAAUCGAUGAGUUGGGCGACGUUGAGGGGGAGGGCUUUCGGCACCCCGUUACCCGGGAAAGCUUCGCACCCUUUUCCCUCCGCCUCAUCGCCGCGUUUCUUCCCUUGUACUUCGGAGUUCCGAUGGAGGCGCAGAAGAAGUUGCACGCCCUCCUAGAAGAAUGCCUGCUGCGGGAGCGGCAGUGCGGUGCGGCGUUGCACGAAAUGUCCACGUCAGGCAGCUCACUUGACGGUGCAACGAACACGGAAUGUGUAAAGCGACUGUUGCGCAUGUGGACGCAGCGCGUUUUUCGGGUGCAGCGCGCACUUUUGCAUGUGCACAUUCACAUGAAUCAGCAAUCUCUGGCCCACUGCGUGGUGGAGCAGGUCCUUCGCAUCGACCACGAGUGGCACAAUACGUUCCGCGUGCUUUCCGAUGACCUCUACCAGCUCCGUCACGUGCUUCAUUUGCAGCAGAUCUUUUGCCUCGCGCUGCACGUCGGGGACGCACAAAAAGCCCGCGAAGUGCACCGGGCUAUCCGCCAAACAGCAACGGAACUGGAAGCGUCAUCCGCGCCGACACCACCAACCGCUCUGACUAACAGUGCUCUUCUGGCGCUGGUCGCGGAGUCGUGUGACGGGUUCUUGGCGGUGUUCCAAGGCGACUACAACGAAGCCGUUCAGCUGUUUCGUGAUGUGGUGGACCGCUGCACCGCAGCAAAGAAAGCGUUGAAGACGGGUGACCUUAUCGGCAGCGGUAGCGCAGGUCUGACGAGUGCCGCAGACGGCACCAUCAGCGAGCACGCACUGCGGUGGUGGACUUUGCAAGAAAUUUGUGCAAAUGCGCAAGUGUCGCAGGUAACGUGUAUGGCGUACUGCAGCGACGCCGAUCCGGCAAGGUUGAUACAAAACUUGUGCACCACGAUGGAAGACUACGCGAAAGCGGAGCCACAUGUGUUGUGCAACUCCGACCCGUUCGUCGAGAGUAUGGUGCGCUUCUACACACUGGCUGGCGAGCGACACGCCAACUUGGAGCGCCUUUCAGAUUUGCUGGAGGUUUUUCGUUGCGAUCGGAGUUCACUGCCAAAUUUGGAGGCUCUUGUGUAA
Molecule: messenger RNA, 1778 nt
Organism: Leptomonas pyrrhocoris
Lineage: Eukaryota; Euglenozoa; Kinetoplastea; Trypanosomatida; Trypanosomatidae
Exons: 1
Coding region: 204-1778 (524 amino acids)
Source: RefSeq, a predicted model, not a curated record